GCUCCCUCCGCCGUCCCCGCGUAUCCAAUGUCCCAACCGAUCAUGCUCCCCCAGGGCUGGGAAGCCAGAUGGGAUCCCCAGGCGAACGCCUACAUCUAUGUCGACCAGAGCACAGGCAGGUCCCAGUGGGAGGUCCCCCUCAACCCCACCUUCCCCACCUCCCCCACCCCGCACGCCCCCCCCCAGCGCCACGGCCGCCGGGCCUACCCCUCCGCCAUGUACGCCCACGCCUACGACACGCCCGCCCCGCACGUCGGCCCCCCCCAGCCGGUCGCGGGCUACGCCGAGCAGGGCACACCGCAGUUCAUCACCCCCGGCUUCGAGGGCCAGCAGCCCGUGCAGCAGCCGCCGUACGCCGCUGUGGACCACGUCGCCGGCCAGUUCCAGCAGAUGAACAUUGCUCCCGGCGCCGCGCCCGUCGCUGGCGCGGCUGCCGGUGCGUACCAGGGCGCGGGCUAUGCCGAGAAGCAGCUGCACUCGACAAAGACCAAGACGGUCAACCUGAUAGGUCUCCAGCCGGACGUCGCCGCGCUCGACAACCCGCCUCCGCCUGCCCUCCUCCCCGCCAACGCGAGCGUCACGUCGUCCGCCCACUCCCAGCCGGAUCCGUCGUACCAGCGCUGCACCCUCAACGCCAUGCCCACCACGCAGUCUUUGCUGAACAAGUCCAAGCUGCCGCUUGCGCUCGUCAUGGCGCCUUACCGAUCCAUUCGCGAGACGGACAAUGAUCCCGAUGUGCCGGUGGUCGAGGACGGCGUGAUUGCGCGAUGCAGGCGGUGCAGGGCGUACAUCAACCCGUUUGUCACGUUUAUCGAAGGCGGGAACAGGUGGAAGUGCUGCAUGUGUGGUCUGAGCAACGAAGUGCCGCAGCUGUUUGACUGGGACCAGCGUGCAGAGAAGCCGGCGGACAGGUGGGCGCGCAAGGAACUGAAUCACGCCGUCGUCGAAUUCGUCGCGCCGACAGAGUACAUGGUCCGGCCGCCUCAGCCGCCCGUAUAUGCCUUUGUCAUUGACGUUUCAUCCGCUGCGAUCCAAAGCGGCAUGGUCGCCGUCGCCGCGCGCACCAUUCUCGAAUCACUCGACUCGUUGCCGAAUGCCGAUAACCGCACAAAGGUCGCCAUCAUCGCCGUCUCCACCAGCCUCCAUUUCUUCUCCUUGCCCGCCGACGCGACCGAAGCCGGCAUGCUCGUCGUCCCCGACCUGACAGACGUCUUCCUCCCGAAACCCGUCGACUUGCUCGUCAACCUGACCGAAUCUCGCCCCGCUAUCGAAUCCCUGCUUGCCAAGCUGUCAGACAUGUUCCAAGACUCGCACACCGUCGGUUCCGCGCUCGGCUCGGGUUUGCAGGCCGCCCACCAGCUUAUUGGGAAGAUUGGCGGUAAGAUUAUCGCGCUGGGCGCUUCCCUCCCGACCAUUGGCGAGGGUGUGCUCAAGGCGCGAGAUGAUCCCAAGCUGCUCGGUACAUCGAAAGAAUCUCAGCUCCUCAAUGCCGGCAACAACUGGUACAAGACGUUUGCGAUCGAGUGUUCCAAGAACCAAGUCUCGGUCGACAUGUUCCUGUUCAGCGGGACGUACACCGAUGUCGCCACACUGGGUUGUCUGCCCCGAUACACUGCCGGCCAGACCUAUCUCUACCCAGGCUUCAACGCCUCGAGGAGCGAGGAUGCGAUCAAGUUUGCGACCGAGUUUGGUAAAGUGCUGGCGAUGCCCAUCGGUCUCGAGGCGGUGAUCAGGGUCCGUGCGUCGAGGGGGAUCCGCAUGUCUGCCUUCCACGGCAAUUUCUUCAUCCGAUCGACCGACCUGCUCGCGCUGCCCGUCGUACCGCAAGACCAAAACUAUGUGAUCGAGCUCCAGAUCGAGGAUGAUAUCAAGGGCUCAUUCGUCGUCAUCCAAACCGCUGUUUUGCAUACCACAUGCUAUGGCGAACGACGGAUCAGGGUGAUCACCCAGGCGAUGCCGACGACGGACAGUAUCGCCGAGCUGUACACCUCGGCGGACCAGAUCGCGCUCGCGACCUACCUCGCCAACAAGGCUGUGGAGAGAAGCAUGUCACACAGCCUGGACGAUGCGCGGAACCACGUCACAAACAGGCUGGGAGAAAUGUUGACGGUGUACAAGAACCAGGUGACCUCUGCCGCCGGCGGCGCCUCCGCCCAGCUCGCCGUGCCUGAAAACCUGUUGCUCCUCCCCCUGCUGUGUUGCGCGCUGACAAAGCACGUCGGACUGCGUGAAGGCGCCUCGAUCCCUCCAGACUUGCGGGCCUAUGCCCAAUGUCUGCUCACCACGCUUCCCUGCCAGACGCUGAUUCCGUAUAUCCACCCGAGGUUUUACUCUCUCCAUAAUAUGCCGCCCGAGGCCGGUACGAUUGGCGGCGAUGACGGGGCGAUGAUAUUGCCCCCGGCGCUGAACCUCACGUCGGAGAAACUCGAGCGCCACGGUUUAUUCUUAAUCGAGGAUGGACAAAACAUCUUCCUCUGGGUCGGGCACGACGCCGUCCCGCGCUUGAUCCAAGACGUCUUUGACCUCGCGUCAUACCACGAACUACAGGGCGGGAAAUAUACCCUCCCGAGACUGGAUAACCCCUUCUCGGAGAGGGUGUGUAAUGUGGUGGAUAAGACGAGGGAGAUGAGGAGGGGAGUGUAUAGGCCGCAGUUGUAUGUGGUGAAGAGUGAUGCCGAGCCGGCGUUGAGGAGCUGGGCGUUGAGUUUGUUGGUGGAAGAUCGGAUGGAUAGGAUGUCGAGUUAUGCGCAGUAUUUGACGACUGUGAAAAGCAAGGUGAAUGGCAGUUAGAGUCAACCGUGUUUAGAUGGAUGACUGGUGUUUGGGGCUUGGGAUCGAGGUCUAGGUUUAGGUUUGGGAUUGGGGGAUUGGGAUUGGGAUUGGGAUUGGGGAUUGGAGUACGCCACAAGAGCAUGAGGAUGGGGAAAUGAUAGUGGUGAAACGGGGCGUGAUGGAAAAGCCAGAUGUGCAUGGUUUAAUCAAUUGGUAGUGAUAAAAAACAGAAAAGGGGAGCGUAUGUGAAUCGAUUUUGAGAAUAAAAAGAGGUUGACUGUCAAGCCCCUAGCAAGUGUCUUCUCCAAUUGAAAUGAUUUCUCUAUAUAUGAAAAAAAGUACAUGAUACACCCCGCAUUCUCAUCAAAUAUCAUCUGGCAUGCGGUGGCUGUCUACUGUUAAGGAAAUACAAUGAGCUUAUCCACGCUUGACUUGGAUCCUACCAAUUCCUUGAUAAUCAGUAAAAAAGGGGGUGUGAAAAGGUUGAGGCAACGGGCGAUAACGAAAACUCACCCCCCGCCAAGAAUCUCGACCAAUAUAUUCCUCACUAUCCGCCUCACAGCCUCUUCGCUCGCUGGAUCCCAUUCUUUGGAUGUGGAGACGCUAAUCCUUGUCGUCGUCGUUUCUGAUUCUCUCUGUCCUUCUGCUUCUUCUUUGUGAUUUGUUGUAUGGGGUUCUUUUGAGGAUGGUGGAGAGGAAUGGGGAGCGGGAGCAGGGAGAGGGAUAGAUUCGUUCAGUUCGGUAAUGAUCUUGAGGCUUAUAGGCCAUGCUUCUUUUGUUUCUCGUGAGCUUUUUUCUCUAGCUCAAGGAAGAUACAGGACAUGACGCGACACGACGCGACGCGAGACAAGGAGGAGGGACGUACCCAAGGUACUCUCAAAGUGCAUGAAAGUAAGGUCUUCGACCAUCUCGAAUUGAGAGUCGGUGAGCAAGUGGGGGAUGACGAGUUGGAUUGUCUGCCAAGGAGGCCAUCAACCAUGGUCAAAGAUUAAUAGAGAGGACGUACAUGAGGUGGUCUGGGGUAUGGCAUUGUCUCUCUUCAGGCAGUUUGCAGGGUUGGGCUGAAGAGUAAUAGGGUUAUAUAAGUUGUCAGUAGAUACAAGUACGAGGAGAGAAAUGUAUAUAAAAGGUGUAUGCGGGAAUAAUGGAG
Molecule: messenger RNA, 3922 nt
Organism: Cryptococcus deneoformans JEC21
Lineage: Eukaryota; Fungi; Basidiomycota; Tremellomycetes; Tremellales; Cryptococcaceae
Exons: 3
Coding region: 28-2790 (920 amino acids)
Biological process (GO): COPII-coated vesicle cargo loading; endoplasmic reticulum to Golgi vesicle-mediated transport; intracellular protein transport
Cellular component (GO): endoplasmic reticulum exit site; COPII vesicle coat
Molecular function (GO): zinc ion binding; SNARE binding
Source: RefSeq, a predicted model, not a curated record